Messenger RNA from Arabis nemorensis, 264 nucleotides. The record is from the annotation of a GenBank genome assembly. Lineage: Eukaryota; Viridiplantae; Streptophyta; Magnoliopsida; Brassicales; Brassicaceae.
AUGACAAGGACUAAGAGCAAGAGCCUGGAAAACAAGUUCAGUAUGUUCGUGGAGCAGCUGGAUCGUGAAGGACUGAUCAGGCUUGAUCAGUUUGAAGGAUUGCAACUAACACCAUCAGAGAACUCGCAUUUGACUGAUAUAUUCAACAAUGUGUCGCUGUCUGACCCGAACGCUUCAGGAGCCGAUGGCACCAAAUGGAUUCUAUUCAAUCUCAGGCUUGAGGCCCGUCUUACUACGGAUUCUUUGGCCUUAGAAGAAGCUUAG